GCUUUCAGUUUUCAUUUAUUAAUUUUGUCUUUUCUAAUUAUUCAUUUUUCUGAAAUUGUUUUUUAUUUUUUAUGUUUUUCAAGAGGGUUUAUUCUGCUUUUAUUGCUACUUCUAUGACUGAAUAGGAAAAAAAUCAUGAAUUGAUAAUUUUAUUUCUUUUGUUGAUCUUUGAAAGUAUCCAGUUUUAAUGGGGAAAAAAUGGGGUGGCUUGAGGUUUUUUUUAUUUUUUUGAGAAAGAAUUAUUUUUGUUUAUUUUGUGGUUGUGAUUUGGGAAGAUGGAUUUGGUUUGAUAAGGAUGGUUAGUUGAAAAUUUGAUGUGUUUUUUUUGUUAUUAAUUGUGGAUAUGAAGUCUUCGUAAUUUAAAGGAGGUAGUUAAUAACCUGGAAGUUUUGUCAGGUUGUCUGCUACUUGUUUGUUUUUUUGUGAACUUUGGAUCUGAAGAUUAAAAAAGAAAUGAAAAUAAUCAUGCAAAUGGCGAAAGUUAUUACAUAUUUUGAUCUUCGUACACUGGAAAAAGUUGUACAGGGACAAUUUGUUUGGUUCUGAUUAUUUUUCACCAUGUAGUAAUUCGGAAAAAUGUGAACCUUUAUGUAUGAAAUGUUUGACUUAUCGUGGUCUCAGUUCUGUCUUAAGAUGUAAUCAAGUUGAAAACCUGCCAGACUAUUUUCUUCUCUUAUUUUUAACGAAUAAAGAUACAUUUUAAGUUUGGUUUCACAGUUUUAUUCUUAAUGUCUACUUUUUCUUUGAAGCUGGGUGUUUAUUUUGGGUAGUCUGUACUACUGAGUCAAAAAGAUGGAAGUUUUUAUUAGAAAAUGCUGAUUUGUAUAGUUCUUAAUGUUUGAAGCUGUAUGGUGACCCAGUUCUGAGAAUGGAGAGGCUAGAUAGUGAAACCAAGAAAAGGAAAUCAAGCACGUGGAUAUCCUUCAAUUGGAUGCAAUUAUAAGAGAGCUUGCACGAGUUGAACUUCUUGAAAGUCUAUAAGAAUUUACUUUUAAAGUCUAUAAAUGGGGUCCCAUAUGAACUUCAAGAACUUUGGCGAUGUACCACUGAUGGAUGGUGGUGGUGGUGGUGGUGGGAAGGCAACGGGAAAUUUCACAUUGGCUAGACAACCUUCCAUAUAUUCCUUAACCUUUGAUGAGUUGCAAAACACCUUGGGUGGAAUUGGGAAAGAUUUCGGGUCGAUGAACAUGGAUGAACUUUUGAAAAAUAUAUGGACAGCUGAAGAAACUCAGAUAGUCACCUCAACUGCUGGAGCAGGAGGGGGUACUAAUCCUGGUGGAAAUUUGCAGAGGCAGGGCUCAUUGACUUUGCCAAGAACACUCAGUCAGAAGAAGGUCGAUGAGGUUUGGAGAGACUUGCUUAAGGAAGGUGGUGGAGGCACUGAUACUAUUGGUGGUGGUGGUGGUGGUGGUGGUGGUGGUGGUGGUGGUUGUGGUGGAGCAACAAAUUUGCCUAGGCAACAGACUUUGGGAGAGAUGACCUUGGAGGAGUUUUUGGUGAGAGCAGGGGUUGUGAGAGAAGAGGCCCAACAAAUAGGAAGGCAAGCUAAUAGUGGAUUUUAUAAUGAAUUUUAUAGAUCAAACAAUAACAAUGGUUUAGCUCUUGGAUAUCAACAACCAGGCCGAAACAAUGUGCUCUUGGAUAAUCAAGUUGCUCAGAAGAACAUUAAUUCAGCUCCUAAUCAGCCUCCUAGUUUAGCACGGAGUGGGGGUGGAAUCAGAUCUUCUCAGCAGCAUAUGCAGCAGCCUCCUUCACAGCAGCAGCCACUCUUGCCAAAGCCUGCAAACAUCGCUUUCGCUCCUACAACACAUUUAGUGAGCAAUGGUCAGGCAACAAGGGGAAUAGUAUCACGGAUUGCAGAACCUGCUAUGAAUACAAGUUUAGUUCAAGCUGGAGGUAUUGGCAUGGCUGGUUUGGGUGCUGGUGGUGUUACUGUUGCAGCAGGUUCUCCUGGAAGCCACAUAUCCUCUGAUGUGAUUUCGAAGAGCAGUGUAGAUACGCCUUCAUUUUCACCGGUUCCUUAUGUCUUUAGUCGGGGAAGAAAGUCUGGUGGAGCCUUGGAGAAAGUUGUUGAGAGAAGGCAGAGAAGAAUGAUAAAGAACAGAGAGUCAGCUGCAAGGUCUCGAGCCCGUAAACAGGCCUAUACUUUGGAACUCGAAGCAGAAGUUGCAAAACUUAAAGAAACGAACAAAGAAUUACAGAGAAAACAGGCCGAAUGCAUGGAAAUGCAGAAAAAUCAGAUUUUGGAGAAAAUGAAUAGGCAAAAUGGGAAUAAAAGACAGUGCUUAAGGAGGACACUGACAGGUCCUUGGUAGACUUUGAUGAAUUGAGACUGCAGAUAGAAGAAAUGAAAACUUGUUUAGUUAAAAAUAUCAUGUGUUAGUGGAUAAGGAUUGACUUUUGUAUUGCUGAUCUGAAUUCAAUCUUAAGCCACAAGAAAAAAAAUAUAUAUAUAUAUAUAUAUAUUUAUAUGGUAGGUAGCUGAAUGUAUAGUAUAGGAAGCAGAUUGUAUUGAGUUUGUAAAUUAUAAGUAAAUUAGUUUUUAUCUUCUUGUAGAUGAAGCUUUUGAGUAUGUACACCUUGUGCUUGCAUUUCGUUUUGAUAGCAUAGGACAUGUAAGAUUUAGUAAUAAGCAAUUGGUAAUAUUUGGUAUA
This is a messenger RNA of Ziziphus jujuba (common jujube), 2654 nucleotides long. RefSeq names its product bZIP transcription factor 46. The record is from RefSeq and is a predicted model, not a curated record. The transcript is spliced from 5 exons. Gene Ontology annotation, molecular function: DNA-binding transcription factor activity. Gene Ontology annotation, cellular component: nucleus. Gene Ontology annotation, biological process: positive regulation of DNA-templated transcription. The coding region runs from base 1005 to 2315 and encodes 436 amino acids. Lineage: Eukaryota; Viridiplantae; Streptophyta; Magnoliopsida; Rosales; Rhamnaceae.